This is a messenger RNA of Microtus oregoni (creeping vole), 2523 nucleotides long. RefSeq names its product kelch-like protein 15. NCBI's taxonomy places the organism in Eukaryota, Metazoa, Chordata, Mammalia, Rodentia, Cricetidae. Gene Ontology annotation, molecular function: protein binding. Gene Ontology annotation, biological process: protein ubiquitination; nuclear protein quality control by the ubiquitin-proteasome system. Gene Ontology annotation, cellular component: nucleus; Cul3-RING ubiquitin ligase complex. The transcript is spliced from 4 exons. Bases 232 to 2046 code for a protein of 604 amino acids. The record is from RefSeq and is a predicted model, not a curated record.
UCGACCAGGGAGAAGGACUGCUUCUGAGGGGACCUCGGGUUCGCACGCUCGCCCCGCGCCGGAGCGCCCCGGCGCGGCCAGGGAGCGGCCCCUUGUAGAGGUCUAGGGAGCCUCCCGAGGUCCGUGCCGGCGCCCGGCGUCCGACCCUCCCACCGUUCGGCCCACCGGCCCGCUUCUUCCUGAUGCAGACUGCCGUCCACUAGAGGCUGGACAGGACCCCCGAGGUGAUUCAUGGCAGGGGACGUGGAAGGUUUCUGUUCUUCUCUCCAUGACACCAGUGUCUCUGCUGGGUUCAGAGCACUGUAUGAGGAGGGAUUGCUUCUCGAUGUCACUCUUGUUAUUGAAGAUCAUCAGUUCCAGGCCCAUAAAGCACUCUUGGCCACCCAAAGUGAUUACUUCAGAAUUAUGUUCACUGCAGACAUGAGGGAACGAGAUCAGAACAAAAUUCAUUUAAAAGGUCUAACAGCUACCGGUUUCAGCCACGUUCUUCAGUUUAUGUAUUAUGGAACUAUAGAACUGAGUAUGAAUACUGUUCAUGAAAUCCUUCAGGCGGCAAUGUAUGUUCAGCUUAUAGAAGUGGUGAAGUUCUGCUGUUCUUUCUUAUUAGCCAAAAUCUGCCUAGAAAAUUGUGCAGAAAUUAUGAGACUCUUAGAUGAUUUCGGUGUUAACAUCGAGGGAGUCAGGGAGAAGCUGGACGCUUUUCUGCUAGACAACUUUGUGCCACUCAUGUCCAGGCCUGACUUCCUGUCCUAUCUGAGCUUUGAGAAGCUCAUGUCUUAUCUGGAUAAUGAUCAUCUGAGCAGGUUUCCAGAAAUUGAGCUAUACGAGGCUGUGCAAUCUUGGCUGAGACAUGAUACACGACGAUGGAGACAUACAGAUACCAUCAUUCAGAACAUCAGGUUUUGUUUGAUGACUCCAUCCAGCAUUUUUGAGAAGGUUAAGACAUCAGAAUUUUAUAGAUAUUCUCGACAGCUACGCUAUGAAGUUGACCAAGCAUUGAAUUACUUCCAGAACAUUCACCAGCAGCCCUUGUUAGACAUAAAAUCAAGCCGUAUUCGUUCUGCCAAACCACAAACUACAGUAUUCCGAGGAAUGAUUGGAAAUAGCAUGGUUAAUAGUAAAAUACUUCUUCUAAAGAAACCAAGGGUCUGGUGGGAACUGGAAGGCCCCCAAGUACCUCUGAGGCCAGACUGCCUUGCUAUUGUCAAUAAUUUUGUAUUCCUGUUAGGUGGAGAAGAACUAGGCCCAGAUGGCGAAUUCCAUGUAUCUUCAAAAGUGUUCAGGUAUGAUCCAAGACAAAAUUCUUGGCUGCGCAUGGCAGACAUGUCUGUACCCCGUUCAGAAUUUGCUGUUGGUGUUAUUGGGAAAUAUAUUUAUGCUGUAGCAGGCAGAACAAGAGAUGAGACUUUCUACUCGACCGAAAGAUAUGAUAUCGUUAAUGAUAAAUGGGAAUUUGUAGAUCCUUAUCCAGUUAACAAAUAUGGACAUGAGGGGACAGUACUCAAUAACAAAUUGUUUAUCACUGGAGGAAUCACUUCGUCUUCCACAUCUAAACAAGUAUGUGUGUUUGAUCCCAGUAAAGAAGGGACCAUAGAACAGCGGACCAGGAGAACUCAAGUAGUCACCAAUUGCUGGGAAAAUAAGAGCAAGAUGAAUUAUGCCAGAUGCUUUCACAAGAUGAUAUCUUAUAAUGGCAAGCUUUAUGUCUUCGGUGGUGUCUGUGUGAUCUUGAGGGCCUCUUUUGAAUCUCAGGGCUGCCCUUCCACAGAAGUGUACAACCCAGAUACUGAUCAGUGGACCAUCUUGGCAUCCAUGCCAAUUGGUAGAAGUGGCCAUGGUGUGACUGUGCUCGACAAACAAAUAAUGGUCCUUGGAGGGCUUUGUUACAAUGGUCAUUACAGUGAUUCCAUUUUCACCUUUGACCCAGAUGAAAACAAGUGGAAGGAAGACGAAUAUCCUCGAAUGCCCUGCAAGCUGGAUGGUUUACAAGUGUGCAACCUAUAUUUUCCAGACUAUAUAAUGGAUGAGGUUAGGCGUUGCAACUGAUGUCAUCUUUCUCCCUAAAAAUUAAAAAGGCAAAUAAAGCAUUUGUAAUAAAGUAGUUUAAAAGCAUAAAGAAAAACCUCACCAGUUUUCCUAUCAAAGCCAUUGGUCUAAUAUUGUAAGUUUUCAUUCUGUGCUAGCAUCUUUUUCCUUUGAGUGACCUCAGACUCAUGCAAUAAGUUUAUUUAAAGCACUAGCUCUUGAAACUACUUCCAAAAGCAGUUUAUACUUCUCCACUUACCUGGGAAGUGUAUUUUUCUGCUUUAAACAUUUCUUCCAGAUGUUAGUGUAAGAUUUGUGCAUCUUCUAAGAGAAGACCCAGUAAGUGUCACUGGAUGUGAUUUCAGUCUCUGUCUGUCUGAACUUGUUUUAGACAUUGUUUUAGUCUGCUAUAUGUUUUGGUUUAUUAUUUAAAAGUUUAAAACUCUUGACCUUUUUGCAUGGCUUUUGCUGAAAAUGCAAAAAUUUAAAUUUUCUACA